Molecule: messenger RNA, 588 nt
Organism: Penicillium argentinense
Lineage: Eukaryota; Fungi; Ascomycota; Eurotiomycetes; Eurotiales; Aspergillaceae
Product: DUF4202 domain-containing protein
Exons: 1
Coding region: 1-588 (195 amino acids)
Source: RefSeq, a predicted model, not a curated record
AUGACGUCCUACGACCGCGCCCUCGCGCGCAUCGACGAUGCGCACAGAGACGACUCGAACACAAUUACCAUCGCCGAUACCACAAUCCCCUACGAGCUCCACUACGCCCAAAAAAUGACAUUCUACCUCGAACGACUCAACCCGUCUGCCUCCGAGCUUCUCCGCCUCGCUAUUCGCGCCCAGCACCUCCGCCGCUGGGAGGUCCCGCGCAGCUCUUACCCCGCCACCAAGAUCGGGUAUCACUCCUGGCGCGCGGGACAGCAGCGACGACAGGCUGAUUUGGUAAAGGAGAUUUGUGUUGAGAGUGGAUAUGGAGAAGAGGAGGCGGACCGUGUUGCAGCCCUGGUGCGCAAGACGGGCUUGAAAGCUGGGGACCCGGAUACGCAGACAUUGGAGGAUGUGGCUUGUCUGGUUUUUCUGGAUGACCACUUUGAUAAGUUUGAGAAGGACCUUGAUGAUGAGGAGAAGACGAUCGAUAUCCUUCGCAAGACUUGGGGCAAGAUGUCUCCCGCUGGUCGCGAGGAGGCUCUCAAGAUCCAGCUGUCGGAGCGGGCGAAGACACUGGUUCAGAAGGCACUGGCGAGGUGA